Molecule: messenger RNA, 2509 nt
Organism: Theobroma umbraticum
Lineage: Eukaryota; Viridiplantae; Streptophyta; Magnoliopsida; Malvales; Malvaceae
Gene: PHT4;6
Product: phosphate transporter 4;6
Biological process (GO): transmembrane transport
Molecular function (GO): transmembrane transporter activity
Source: RefSeq, a predicted model, not a curated record
CAAAGCAAACCCACAUCACCUUGCGCAUCGAUUGAACAGUAAGAAAUGAGAGCAGAGCUGCUUCUGUUUCAACUUCCAAAGUUUUGUCUCAGUAAAUUACUAAAUACAAAUUUUUAUUUUAUCCUUCGUAAAGGGAGGACAGAGUGGGUGCAUUAAUGUUAGAAAAUUAUUGUCCUUGAUCCUCAAACGCAGAAAUAGAAAAAGGAAUUAUUGGAGUACUCCUCGACUAGUAUAGUAUGGGCAGACCGGCAUUUCAUUCAGCGGGAGUGAAGCUAACGAACACGUGAAGUUGGGAGUUGUUUUCAGUAAGACAAGCCCCUUCACCACGUUGACUUCGCCCAUUUCUUCCUACUUUCUCUUCUCUCUCUCUCUCUCUCUUUCCUAGGGUUUUUCUUUCGACCAAUGCGCUAACAUUUUUUACACUGACAUUUGCCCUGCCUGCAUCCCCAUUGGGACGCUCUUCUUCUUCGGAUUAGCUUCUUCCCAAUGUCCCCAACAUUUUUCAAGCACUUGGAUCUGUUCGUUCAUCUGCUGGAUAUUUGAUAAAACUGUUAACAUACUGAAUUGGCGCACAUUACAAGAUCUUGAUCGAAUGCCAACCUCAUUUGAAAGAUAACAUAUCAUGAUUUCACUAAUAACUUGACGGCGUGGAACAAUGACAAAGAAACUGCCAUCUUAUGCUGAACUGCUUGCUACUAGGGAUUGAAAAACCAAGCUGUUUAACAGUGCAUUCAUGUAAAGACAGUUGCCAACAUAAAGAUUCCUAUAUCUGAGGUUUAAGUGAAUUAUGAACCGAACGAACUUCCCAAAGCGAUACUUAAUUGUCAUUUUAACCUUUAUCAGCACAUGUGUUUGUUAUAUAGAACGGGUCGGCUUCUCUAUAGCAUACACAGUUGCAGCUGAUGCUGCUGGGAUCAACCAAUCAAGCAAAGGCACAAUACUCUCCACGUUUUAUUAUGGUUAUGCUUGUUCUCAGGUGCCUGGAGGAUGGGCAGCACAAAAAAUUGGGGGACGGAAGGUUCUUCUUCUCUCAUUUGUAUUGUGGUCUUCAACUUGUUUUUUGGUUCCUCUAGAUCCCAAUAGGGUCACAGUCUUGGUUGUUGCUCGUUUGCUUGUUGGUGUGGCACAAGGUUUCAUCUUCCCUUCCAUCCACACUGUCCUAGCACAGUGGGUUCCACCCCAUGAGAGAUCAAGAUCUGUUUCUCUUACAACUUCCGGCAUGUACCUAGGUGCAGCUAUGGGAAUGCUUGUCCUUCCGAGCCUGGUGAAGUUCAAAGGUCCGCAGUCUGUAUUCAUUGCAGAAGCUGCAUUAGGUGUUGUGUGGUCUUUGCUUUGGUUUGGGUAUGCAACUGACCCCCCUCGAUCUGAGCAUCCUAAAGCCACUGCAGCUGGUUUUGGAGAAUCUUUGUUGCCAACCAAAGCAAGUCAGAAGAUAAAAGUGGAGAAUGGAGGAACUACUGUCAGAACUGCCAAAAUCCCAUGGAAAAGAAUUUUAGUCAGCAGGCCAGUCUGGGCAAUUGUGGUAAAUAAUUUCACUUUCCAUUAUGCUCUGUAUGUAUUGAUGAACUGGCUGCCAACAUACUUUGAGCAGGGCCUCCAGCUCAGUCUUCAGGAAAUGGGUUCUUCUAAGAUGAUGCCUUAUUUUAACAUGUUCAUAUUCUCAAAUAUUGGUGGGGUUCUUGCUGACCACUUGAUUACGAAAAGAAUAUUGUCUGUGACUAAAACUAGGAAGUUCUUGAACACCAUAGGGUUCGUGGUUGCUUCUCUUGCAUUGAUGGCACUUCCAAUCUUCAGAACUUCUGGUGGAGCUAUCUUCUGUUCUUCUGUGGCUCUUGGUUUCUUGGCACUUGGGAGGGCUGGGUUUGCAGUGAAUCAUAUGGAUAUUGCGCCCAGAUAUGCAGGAAUUGUAAUGGGCGUCUCUAAUACAGCUGGUACUCUAGCUGGGAUUAUUGGGGUUGAUAUGACUGGACAGCUUCUUGAAGCUGCCAAAGCUGUGUAUUCAGAUCUUUCUAGUCCAGAAAGCUGGAGAGCAGUCUUUUUCAUUCCUGGCUUGCUGUGCAUUUUCAGUUCUUUCAUAUUCUUGCUAUUCUCAACAGGGGAGAGGAUUUUUGACUGAAAUAAGCCACGUACAUUUGUACUGUUGAUUGGUACGGUCAGCUGGUCAAGGGCUUCAUAUGCAAAGCUAUCAUGGUGAUUAGUCUGGUAUUUUAAUGCAUGUAAACCCCACCUGGGAAGGAUAUAUUGAAAUUCACAAGACCAUAGAAGGUCAAAAGAAAUCAACACAGAGCAGUAGCAGUAGCAGAUUUAGAAAAUCAUUUUUUGAUUGUUAAUGCAGGUUUAUUUUUUCCACAUGGAACGAUGAAACUUUUGUUAAAUGCAUUGACUGAUUUACAUGUAAACAGGGGCCAGACCCUGUUGCCCUGAGAUCCUACAAUCUUCUUGCUAGUACUCUCUAACUAGAAAAGUUUUAAAUUUUGCCCCUUUGAAAUUGAAUGAGUGUUUCACUUUA